AUGUUGCCUUUACUACCCACUGAAGUUCAUGAAAAAACAGUCGAAAUUUACCGACGUGUUCCUGGUACGUUACUCAAAUUUUUUGGUCCAAAAUUAAUAACAAAAAAAGCAGAAUGUAAUGAGCAUAAUUUGAUUACUGAAAAAUCGGUUGAAAGUAAUGGUAAUGAAUACUGGAACAAUAUAAGAGAAGAUUCAAGUGAUUCAAUGAAAAAAAGAAUGCAUGUUCAGGAUGUAACAAAAACAAAUCGAAAUUAUCCUGCUGAAGCUACAUCCAAAAAGCCAAUACAGAAUGAAACAGCAUACAGUAAUGCUGUAUUGUAUACUGAACACGGAAGUGGAAUUGAACAUAAUAAAGACUGGAAUAAUCUUCGUGUACAUUUACGCAAGUCAAUAAAAAAAAUGUUUCAUGAUUGUCAAAUAACCGAAGUAAGUCCAGACUGCCUUGCUAAUGAAAUAGCAACAAGAUGCCUUCAAGAAUGUCCGAAUUGGGCAAACAAAGCCAAAAUUCAUCAGCAAUAA
This is a messenger RNA of Adineta steineri, 519 nucleotides long. The record is from the annotation of a GenBank genome assembly. Lineage: Eukaryota; Metazoa; Rotifera; Eurotatoria; Adinetida; Adinetidae.